ACCCACCUUGUGUGGACUGACCAAUGAGGAGAGGGUCUUAACUUGAGGCCCUCUCUUCAUUGGUCAGUCUGCAUGAGACUGACUCUCAACUGACGUUCAGUCAUAGACAGCGAAGCGUCUCUGUGCAGCGCAAAAGCCCGGGUGGACAGUUUGUUUAAUACAGGGUGAUCAUAUUUCCAUUUCCAAACAAGAGGACAGGGGAUCUGUGCCUAUGUCGUCAAACUAUGGCAACGCCACACAAACCACGCUGGGACCCAUUUUUUUGUAAGAACUAAAUUAAUAUCAGAUUCUGCCAAUUAAAGGGCUCUAAAACAAUUCAUAUGUAAAUAUUUAGCAUAUGUAUUGCAAAAUCUCAUUUUUCUGCUUUAGUGCUGCAACAAGGUUUUAUUAAUAAUAAAUUAUUAUACCUUUUGUUUUACUACAGCAUCGGUAAGCUUCCUGUGCACAGAUUAUUAAGGAUGCUUGUUUCAGCUGUGAGAUUAGACGAUAGGAUCAAUGAAAAAAUAAGUUGUCACACACUCCAUGGAAACUUUCAGAGAAUCCACAAAUAGUGGCUUUCACAUGGUUUUGUUACUUUUUGCAAGUUUAGAAAAGAAGCAGAUGAGACAGCAUGUCUGAUAAUUUAGUUUUUCAUCUGAUAAUAUUAGAACAUGUCAGUAAUGUCUGAGGAGCUUUUAUAAACACCAUAUAACUAACACUACUGGAGAGGGUAACAAUUACACAGAGGCUUCUGGGGAGCCCAGUUAUGGGGGGGGGGGGGCAUUUUGCCUUGGCCCCCAAAAUGUCUUGACACGGCCCUGGGUGUGUGACUGAGUUUUGAAGGUGAUCUGAAUUGUAUCAGAUGUGUAAAUAUUACAUGUGUAUAACUUAUUGUUUUAUACAGGUAAAAACGUGUAGUGGAGAUAAAUCUACCUACAUUUUACUUUUCCACACUUAGUUUUGUUUUCUUGUUUUUAUUUAACUAUUUUCCUGUCCUGUCUGUCUCUCAUCUUCCUGCAUCUCCUCUAAACUCUCCAGAAAAUCUGUUGCCUGGAUUCUUACUUUUUCACCUCAUCAGUUACUUCUGAGCAGAUCAAAGGGAUCUCCUGACCGCAAAGCGGAGUGCGCCUUUCGAUGCGUCAGUGAGGUGAAAUCACCGCAGCACAGGCGAUGAGCUGCGCAGCAGCAGAGCGCUUCAGGCACAAAUAAGACAGAAAAUAGAGAAUAUGUGCGGACAUGAACGAUCGUGUGCUAAUUAUAGUUUUUUGGUUGCGCCACUUUGAGAAUGGACCGUGCGCUGGAAGCAGCUGCCUGGAGCGCUGCGCAAGAACGCGCUGUGCCGCUCUCUGUGCUCUCUGCUCAGAAGAGUCCAUAAAUGAUGUAAUAUAGGUAGAAAACUUGUUUCCGGCUCCCCUUGAUUAAGAUAUACAGCUCCCCCACAAUUCGAUCCCUGCUCCUGGAUGAAAAGCCGGACAUUUUCAUCAAUACGACCGCGGACCCCCAGUCCGGACGCCCGGACAGAGAGUGAAAAGUGGACAUGUCCGGGGAAAACCGGACAUACGGUCACCCUAGUUUAAUAUAAUGCGGGAGAUUACAGACAUGCCUACAGUAUUUUGCUCGUGCGCUUGCUGCCCCCUGGGCCAGAGUUCGUGGGCCCUGGUCAAUUGCCCAGUUGCCCAUAUGGUUAAUCCGGCCUUGGCUGCAUCUGUUUCCAACGCUUUCCUCUUUUUAAUUCUUGCCUUUUCCGCGCCACCCUUGCUCUUUCUACUUUCCAUCUUUCCGUCAACUGCGUGGUCACGUGGUGCGCACAGGCGCAUACGGGGGAAAAUAACGAGCUGCAGCCUGCAGGUAGAGCCAGCCAGAGACAGCCGGGAGGAGCGUAUGUGAUCAGCCCGGCGGCCUCAGUGCCAUGACUGAACACCGGCACCAAAAAAUAAAAAUAAAAUGAUAAAAAACAAAAACGAGAGCACCGGCCCCAUGCGGCCCAAACAUCGCGCGGCCCACCGGGAAUUCUCCAGACCCUCCCGAUUAGCCACUCCGGGCCUGCUGACCAGGUCCAGGUCCUCAACAAUAAUCAGAUCUGUAACGUACCGCAGACCCAAGACGUUUACUGGAAUGGUCAACCAAGAGAUUCGCUUUGGAAUUUUUGCCUCCUCUUCAAUCUUAUCAAAUUUGUCACAAUUUGGCUAUGCAAUGUGCUAUAAAAUCAAUACCUGCAACGGUGCAUAUCUGAAAGAAUACCCAGUGCUUGGAAAAUUUGAGCAAGAGGUGCUCAUCCCCCCAUACGAGAAGUUCAGGAUAACCAAGAAAUAUGAAACUAAGGAGUGCAAAUCUGCAGAAAACCUCUCUGACUGUGAGAUUGGUUAUGUUCUGGAGAGUACAGGGGUUCUGAGUAAUCUUGACUGCCAGCUGACAAAAUGCAUUAUCAUCUAACCGCGUUUUACCUAAAGCCUAUAAUGUCGUGUGCCGCACAGCCUGAAUGUUUAUCUGUUUAACUUGCAAAGGAUAAAGUUUCCAAAUCUUACAGAAGUCACAAAGAUAUGAGUCAUUUUAUGAGUUCAAUAAAUCAGUGUAUUGUUUUCUUUGAUACGUGGAAUUGCCAAAACAUUUUAUAAUAUGAAAUAUACAGCAAUCUGCAUAAGCAGGUGACAUUUAAACAAAAGUUCUAAGUAGUCAUUAAAUUCUCUCUUCUUCAUUUUUGUCCAAUACAAAUCCAACAAGUACGUGCGUUAUCUGUAAAAUUUAAAGUAAUGGGUCUAUGAAGCAUGACUGGAAAAGUGAAAUUAUAGCUUAUUGGUAGCUACUGAUAUUGAUUCAUGCAAUGUGAGACAUGCACUAUAAAAAUAUUAAUUUAAAAUUAGAUAGAAAAUCGAUAAAACCAUGUUUGCUUGAAAUAUUCCUUUGUGCUUGGUGCAGAGAAACUUCACUUUUCCUGUGAUUUAACCAUUUUAAAUAUUAAAAACAUAAUAAUUCAAAUAUUAACUGCAGGAUUGAGGUUAUAAGUAGUUAUUAUAGUCACUGACCAUGUGUCAAACGGUCUGAAAAACUCUUUUAACCUUCAAAGUUUUAUGUUCUAAAAAUAGCAAAAAAUAAUAAUGCAAAAAGGAUGAAGAAAUAAGAAUCUGAGUUAAACAAACAAGAACUAAUUCUUUAGGAAGCCUUUAAAGAGAAAAAUGAACUGAAAGUAAAGUUUACCACUACAUGUGAUUAGCAGGUUGGCAGGUGUGCAUGGUAUUUUAAAUGCUGGGGCACACGUUUUGCUAAUUUUCACACCUUCCAAAAUGCAGUCAAUGCUCUUCACCCAAAAUAA
Molecule: messenger RNA, 3289 nt
Organism: Nothobranchius furzeri (turquoise killifish)
Lineage: Eukaryota; Metazoa; Chordata; Actinopteri; Cyprinodontiformes; Nothobranchiidae
Source: RefSeq, a predicted model, not a curated record